Mycosarcoma maydis (corn smut) is the source of this 870-nucleotide messenger RNA. RefSeq lists its product as uncharacterized. The record is from RefSeq and is a predicted model, not a curated record. The coding region runs from base 1 to 870 and encodes 289 amino acids. The transcript has a single exon. Lineage: Eukaryota; Fungi; Basidiomycota; Ustilaginomycetes; Ustilaginales.
AUGGUCUUAGCACACAAGUUGUGCAGCCUAUAUCGACAUUGCUUCAUCACCGUCGCCACCCUGCUAGCGUUCUGCAGUCUCGGUGGGCAUGCGUGGGAGACCAAGGAACAAGCCCUGUCACAAGCCGUCGAGCUGGUCAACGAUCCAGCUCACUUUGGCGUCUCAACACUGUCAACAAUAUACCCAGCCGACCAUCCAGUUGGCGACUUGGCUGGGACUAUCAUCUCGGGGCCCGAGUACUUUGCUCCAUGCGAAGCCGAGACUGGCACCCUCCUCUAUCUUGGUUUGACAGUUUCGCAGACCUGGCGAAACGUGCUCAACAGUGAGACCAAGAAUGCCACUGUUAGCAUCGUCUCGAACACGAAUCCUGCUGUUCCGGACCCACGACACGCCUCAAAACGCCAUCCAGAACAUUGGCAGAAGGACAGGCCCUCUUGGCGGCGUGGUAUGCCUUCCAAGGGGCGUAUCACCCUCUUCGGCCACUUUGACGUGCUCAACGUCACCCAUCAUCCAGAAGUAGCUGACAAGGCUUUGAAAUGCUACCUUGAACGACACCCGGAUGCCAGUCACUGGGCACCGAAUGCCACAGAGUCCCCACAUGUCCCCUUCUGGGCCACCUUCAAUGUCCACAAGGUUUAUUGGAUUGGCGGCUUUGGGGACGAGCACUUUAUUGGGUGGUUCAGCAGCGAAGAAUGGAACACAGCAUGGAAGACACACGAUCUGCAUGCUCAAUCUUCGCUCACAGCACAAGAAAGAGGACGGACAAUGUCUGUAUCCGAUAACAUGGCUUCACCCCGCGGCUCUCCCUUUGUGAAAGCAGAUGUCCAGCACUCGCAGCAUGGCUCUCUUCCAACACUAGUAUUUCAAUGA